Molecule: messenger RNA, 1669 nt
Organism: Passer montanus (Eurasian tree sparrow)
Lineage: Eukaryota; Metazoa; Chordata; Aves; Passeriformes; Passeridae
Gene: PINX1
Product: PIN2 (TERF1) interacting telomerase inhibitor 1
Exons: 7
Coding region: 19-1095 (358 amino acids)
Biological process (GO): regulation of ribosome biogenesis
Cellular component (GO): nucleolus
Molecular function (GO): nucleic acid binding; telomerase inhibitor activity
Source: RefSeq, a predicted model, not a curated record
CGGAGGAAGGCCCCCAAGAUGGCGAUGCUGGCGGAACCCCGGAGAAAGCAGAAGUGGUCUGUGGAUCCAAGGAACAGUGCUUGGAGCAACGAUGACUCCAAAUUUGGCCAGAAGAUGCUGGAAAAGAUGGGCUGGUCCAAAGGAAAGGGUCUCGGGGCUCAGGAGCAAGGAAACCCAGAACACAUCAGGGUUAAGGUGAAAAACGACGUGCUGGGAUUAGGAGCUACCAUCAAUCACGAGGACAACUGGAUUGCUCAUCAGGAUGACUUCAACCAGCUUCUGGCUGAGCUGAAUAACUGCCAUGGACAGGGUGAAACAGAGUCCUCAGUGAAAAAGCAGAAAAAGACAUUCAGCCUCGAAGAAAAAUCCAAAUCUUCCAAGAAACGUGUCCACUAUAUGAAGUUUGCCAAAGGUAAGGAUCUCUCUUCACGCACUGAACAGGACCUGUCCUGCAUUUUUGGGAGAAGGCAGAAGGGUGCCAAGACCCAGGAGGAUAUUGCUGAUCCUGACUCCCAGGAAGAGAAGGAGAGGAACAACUGGCUCUCCAGCCCUGGAGAUGGUUCCAAUACAGUGAAGAGUGCUCUCACUGUCCAGGAAUAUUUUGCCAAGCGCAUGGCAAAGCUGAAGGGAUCCCAGCAGGAAACAGAACCAAAGGUGGAUCAUUCCAGCCCAACAGCUGAAGAAGCUGUGGAGCCUUCAGAAGAGCUGGAAACCAAAGUCAAAAAGAAAAAGAAGAAGCAGAAAAGAGAUGAUGAGGCAGAAAGGACAGAGGACUGUGAGAAACCAGGGAAAAAGGCUAAGACAGGGAGCUUGAAUGGAAAAGAACUGGAUGAUCCACUCAAUGAAUGUCACAAAAGGAAAAAAAAGAGGAAACAUAAAGAGGAGAACGAAGAAGAAAAUAUCAGUUGUGAUGAAAAUAUGGGCAAUGGAGAAAUUUCUGUGGGAAUGUCUGAGGGGGAGGAACUCAGCACAGAGGAGCUGGAGGAAAAGCAGAAGAAACGCCACAAGAAGAAGCACAAAAAGCAAAAAGAGGAGACAGGGGAGUGUGGGGACGGAGCACCCAGAAAGAAAAAGAAGCACUGCAAGAACAUUUAACCCUUUCAGGCUCAGGGGUGAGUCUGUGUUAGAGGAGGCUCUGUGUAAACACAGCACCAAUCCAGGCUUGGACACUGCUCCAGCUCCAGUGGGGCAGACUGGAUCUAAACACAGGUUGGAUCUAAACACAGGCUAGAUCUAAAUUCAGACUCUAUCUAAACCCAGCUCCCCCAAGGGAAAAGCUGGUGAUGGGCCAACAGGAGCUUCAGUGCCACAUUCAAAAGGGAACAUCAAGACUGAAAGUCAGGGGAUGACUUUCUGCUGCUUCACCUGACUGUGUGUUUCUCAAUUCAGGAAAAAAGAAAUUAAAAAUUACCCUAGUACUGCCUUUUUAUUAAAAUUGUUUUCACUUGUGAAAGCCCAGUUCUGCUUCUGGAAGCAGGAGGGGGUUUGCAAAGCUGUUGGUGUUUUUUCAUUGAUUUUUGCAAAGUGGUGUCUAAUUUUUACAUUCAUCUAUUUUUACAUAUAAAGUGAUUGUUGUUUCUUCCCAAAAUGUUUACUCUGAUUAAAAGUGUGCUCCUGAAUGUCAGCAGCACUUAAAGGUGAAAUAAAAAGACCUCCCUGUGCCUCCAAA